AUGUCAGAAAACUCCAAGCUUGUCAUUCCAAAGAGCAGCUCAAUACACAACCUUUGUCCGUUCCUCGAUAAAGAUGAUCUGCUACGCGUACGUGGUAGAACCGGAGAGUGUCGGUUCAUCAAUCAGGAGACUGUCAACCCCAUUAUCCUUCCGAAGGCUCAUCACGUCACUAGUCUAGUUGUGUCCCAUUAUCACAGGAAAUACCAUCACCAAAACCAUAAUGUCACCAUCAACGAACUGCGACAAAAGUUUAGUAUUCCCCAACUGAAGGCUACAUAUAACAAGGUCCGGCGAGACUGCCAGCAGUGCAAGAACGACUCUGCGCGGCCAGAACCGCCGGCCAUGGGGGAUUUACCCUUACCUCGAUUAGCUGCUUACGCUCGUCCUUUCACGUACAUGGGAGUGGACUACUUCGGCCCCUAUGUGAUCAUUCUGGGACGUCGUUUAGAAAAGCGGAACGUCAUGACCAGGAGAGGUGUUCCGGCGGUUAUUUACAGCGAUCACGGGACAAAUUUUCAAGGCGCCAGCAAAGAAUUAGAGGAAGCUAUGGAGAACCUGGACCGAGCGAGGUUCGAAACCGAGUUUACAACUUCUCAUACGUCCUGGAAAUUCAUCCCACCGGCUUCGCCGCAUAUGGGCGGCGCAUGGGAGCGCCUCGUGCGUAUCGUGAAGCAGAACCUUGCUAAAUUAAAACCGAGCAGGACGAUGUCUCAUGAAGUCCUGGAAAACAUGUUGACGGAGGUCAAGAAUGUGGCCAAUUCGCGCCCGAUGACCAAUCUACCGUUGGACGACGACCAGUCGCCAGUAUUAACCCCAAACCAUUUCUUUCUGGGUUCUAGCAAUGGAUUGCGAUCGUGGGUACCUUUCAGUGACAGUUCGGAAUUGUUGAAAAAUUCUUGGAAAGUUUCGCAGAGCCUGGCCAACCAGUUUUGGAGGCAAUGGCUACGAGAUUACUUGCCGUAUAUUACCCGACGCACGAAAUGGUUCACAGAUGUGGAACCGAUUAGAGUCAACGAUCUGGUUGUCAUCGUAGACCCAAAACUUCCACGGAAUACCUGGCCGAAAGGCCGCGUUAUUGGCGUCAAACAAGGACCAGAUAACCAAGUGAGGAGUGCCACCGUGCAGACUUCCCAAGGUAUUUAUGAGCGGCCCGCAGUGAAGCUCGCCGUGCUCGACGUAGGCGUUAGAACCAAUGCAGCCCUGAACGACCGCAUUCGGGGGGGUGUUGGGUACGCUACAUCAACGCCCGUCGAACACCAUAUGCCCCACUCCAGCUAUAGCUGA
Aedes albopictus (Asian tiger mosquito) is the source of this 1284-nucleotide messenger RNA. RefSeq lists its product as uncharacterized. The record is from RefSeq and is a predicted model, not a curated record. The transcript has 2 exons. Lineage: Eukaryota; Metazoa; Arthropoda; Insecta; Diptera; Culicidae. The coding region runs from base 1 to 1284 and encodes 427 amino acids. Gene Ontology annotation, biological process: DNA integration. Gene Ontology annotation, molecular function: nucleic acid binding.